This is a messenger RNA of Lymnaea stagnalis (great pond snail), 4459 nucleotides long. The record is from the annotation of a GenBank genome assembly. Lineage: Eukaryota; Metazoa; Mollusca; Gastropoda; Lymnaeidae.
CAAACCCCCUCCUGCUCGCCAGACACAUUUGAAGCUAACCUUUACUGCACUGACGGCUCUGUAAGUUACGACAUAAGUGUGCAUUAUGCAUUGGACGUACAAUGUGUUAGAUGUAUUUAAAAGUUAAAAAUUUUUAUAUAUAUUUUUUUGAAAAACUCGAUAAUUAUGCCGUGUAAAUUAUAUUUUGGUAAAAAUUUAGGUGUGCGGAAAGUAUGCUGUCGAUUGGACCAAAAAUGUGAGCGUCGUACAACUCAAGAGUUUUCGUUUAGUAUUCUACAUAAAUCAAGUAAGUAUUUCGCCAACUAAAGUAAGUAUUUUACUAACUGCAGUACGGUAAGUAUUUCUAUAACUGCAGUAAGUAUUUCGCUAAUUGCAGUAAGUAUUUCGCUAACUGCUUUAAGUAUUUUGCUAACUAGGUUAAGAAUUUUCUUUAACUACAGUAAGUAUGUCCCUAACUUCUGUAAGAAUUUCGCUAACUGCAGUAAGUAUUCCGCUAAUUGCAGUAAGUAUUCCGCUAACUGUCGUAAGUAUUUUGUUAACUAGGUUAAGAAUUUUCUUUAACUACAGUAGGUAUUUCCCUAACUUCUGUAAGAAUUUCGCUAACUGCAGUAAGUAUUCCGCUAAUUGUAGUAUUUCACUAACUGCUGUAAGAAUUUCGCUGGUUAAAAAAACCCCCCAAAGAAUGAAAAGCAAACGAAAAAUCCUUCCUGUCGUAAUUUUGUAGGCGUGCUCAUCUGUGUGCAGUUAAACAGGCAAAUCCUGUUUAACUGCACACUUUAGUACUGAAGUGUUCGAUAUCACAUUAUUUAGAGAUGCUGAAUUGUGAUAAAUGUUUAUUAUGAGAUUCUUUCUCUUCUUUUUCUUAGCAAUAUAUAUAUAUAUAUAUAUAUAUCAUUUUAGGUGUAGGGUAAGCAAUUUUCUGGUCAUGUGGAUUACUUAUCAUCCAAAGUGAAACUAUUGGCUCAUGCAAACGUGUUAUGAAACAAAAAUAUUUUACUUUCAACCAUGCUUUAAACAAGAUAAUAAUAAGUAUUUUGUAGAGAGCCUUUCGCUCUAGUUAUUUUCCUUCUUUUUGUCACAAUUGUAUACAAACUUUUCACUCUAGUUUUGUCUCUACCACCAAUGUAGAGAACAUUUUCACUCUAGUUCUGUCUUUGUCACCAUUUGUAGAAAAUUGUCUUUCUAGUUCUGUCUCUGCUCACUAACUAUUUCAGCUGGAUGAUAACCUCUUUCACUCUUUCACUCGAACUGCAACAAUAAGUUUAGAAACUGUUUAUGUUUAGCUUUCCACUUCUAUUCUCGGCAAUUAUGUUCAAGCGCAAGAUUUUGAAAAUCAGCUAGGACUGUCCCGACUUUUCUGACUGUCCAGUUGGUCCACUGCUUGAUCUUCGGUCCUUCAACCACCCGUCUCAAUGACUCACCCCUUCGUCUCUACGACUUAACCCUACGUCUCGGCUCUGCUCUGCUCUCCGACUAGGCUCUUCCACAGUUCUCCAGAAUUUUUUUUAAUAAGCCUCCAACUCUACCCUUAUAUUCGUGUCCCUGUCUCCUCCAUUUGUUGACCAUAAACCUAAUUUCUCCCUGGUCACUCUGUUUAAUGAUAGGAUCACUUGGAUAACCAACUGGCAGGAUGUUAGUACGGACGAGAGAAAGCGAUAAACCAGCUUGUGUGUAUCGGCCUCCCAUCCAACUUGCAUCCCUGCACUGCUACAUUUUAUAACCCAAUAAAGAUAUUACAACUAAAACAAAAAUGACACUCUAAAUUGAUAUAAACGUUUUAACAUUGGUUAGCCUUAAGUCCAUAUUGUCUUAGCUGAAGUCUUAGCUGAAGUCUUAGCUGAAGUAGCUCUUCAAACUGCAGCAUCAAAUCCACUUUGCUAAAUUAAAUGCAAUUUCUAACAAAUAACCAAUCGGGUAAUCUAAAUAUAUCCUCCAAAAUUCAAUGAAACUUAUUUCCAUAGCACAAACCUAGCAGAUUAUCAUCAUAUAAAUUGUUAUGUUCAUUCAAAAUCAGACGCGACAUUAAAAAAUGCAUCCGACGAUAGCUUAAAUGCCCUAAUUUUGAUACAAGCGUUAACUUUUAUUAAGACCUAUUGCUGCUCUUCUCAGUGGUAUUUCCUGCAAUUGUAUUUAUUUUAAAUAAAAAAUUUCAAAUUUAUUUCCAAGAUCAACUCAAUUAGUCAUUUUUAUAUUUUACCACUGAUAUUUUUUUUUUUUAAUUUACUUUUUUUUUUUCAAAGUUACUCACGCAGUUUGACUCUUGAUUUGAAAUAAAAUGGAAAUAAUUCUUUAUAGAAGCCCCACUAACGUUGUCGUCAUAAGGGAAACCAACUUCACACUUUGUGUUAUAGUUCGUUUCUUACAUAUAGCCAGGGACCUCCCAUAAAUAAACCUAGUUUGCAAAAUGGUGGCACCUCAUACAUUGAUAAAAUGUAGCAUCAUUUACAUUGAGAAAUGUUGGAACCAAAUACAUUGAGAAAUAGUGGCGACACACAUUGAUAAAUGGUAGUACCACAGCAUUAAUAAAUGGUGACACCACAUGCAUUGAGAAAUUAGGGCACCACAAAUUUUGAGAAAUAGUGGCACCAUAUACAUUGAGAAAUAUAUACAUUCACCUCAAUUUAAAAUAUAUUAAAAAUAAACUUUCACAUCACUUGUAAAUAAUUAUAAAUUUAAAUAUUCAACUUACUUGAAAAUAGAUACAAAUGUAUACAUUCUCCUCACUUGUAAAUAUUUAUAAAUAUAAAUAUUCGCCUUAUUUGAAAAUAUAUACAAACAUAAACUUUUACAUCAUUUCAUUAACAGAUAAAAGGUUUUAGAAUUACAAAUGAAGAGGAAUGCAACACAGUUGACGGGAGAAGUAAUCAGAUCCCUAUACGUUGCAUACCACGUAAGAGAACUUGUAUUAAUUUCACUAGUGUAAUUUGGGAGGUCAGCGUGCAGGUCAAAGCAAUAUGAAAUAAAUCAUACAGAUAGGGCGAAAACAUGUGAGGUCGUUAGACUUACCAAAGAAUGUUUAGACUGAAAAGUUGUCAUCCGCAGACAAAGAGAGACAUAAAUAGCCACUUAGCCGAUAGAAGGUCACCUAAGAAUUCUGUAGACCCCUACAGCUAAUCGUGUCUGUUUGUCCACUUUUGUCUGUGUUGAAGACCGUCCAGUCGACACGUUCUUCUUUUAGCUCAACUAUCCAACUACCUUUUGUGUUUAUUGCACGUUCAUGUUACUAUUGGGACUUAUGUUUUAUUUGGCGGUAAUAUGAUAACCGUCACCUUGUCAAAACUCAGUGUAAUAAUCCAGGGCUGAAUUUACAGGGCUGAAUCGUUUCCAAACUUUUAUAUCGAAAAAUUACCAUUUGUAUUGUAGAUAGCGUGAGAUAGAGAGAGAGAGAGAGGAGAGAGAGGAAAGAGAGACAGAGAGUGAGAGAGAGAGAGUGAGAGAGAGAGAGUGAGAGAGAGAGAGAGAGAGAGCGAGAAAGGAGUAGAUUUAGAAAAGAUUAUUUUUAUGUACAAUAGUUUGAAGAAAACGUGUUUUUGUUAUUUGUGUGUGUUUUUGUUUUAAAUCAUGCAUUUUAAAUAUCUGAUCAUGCGCGUUUAACGUUUAUGAUAUAAGAUGUUUUUUUAAAAACUAGCUUAAAUUAAAUAUAAAUAAAUAUAUGUUUCUGGUCUUUCAGCAAAUGCUGUAAUACGGUUAAAAGGAAAUGCUUUUGGAGCUGACUUCUUAUCCUACGAUGUUGUCAGCACAUCCACAACCGUAACGUGGUACACUGAAAAGGAGCAUGUUCACAAAAUACUGAAAAUUCUUAUCGGUACGUCCCGAAAAAAUCGCAACAAUCUUACCAUAAUUAAUGAACAAGCUGCUCUCGUUGAUCUGGCUCUUUUUAGUGGUGCAGAUCGAAUUUGAACCGUGCAGACAGGGAUGUUGAGCGUUUAGAGGAACAGAUGAGAUGUUUAACACAUGAUAGUUGACAAAAACUUAGACUCUUGUUACCCAUAUUGUAAAUAUCUCAAGGGAUAUUUUAAUAAUGGAACCCCAUUUUUUGUCUAUCAGAGCAUGUGAUAAAAACGUCUGGUCAAACUGAUAUUUCUCAACACGUUUUUUUUAAAAACUUUGUGAGAUCUGAGGUCUGAGUUUAAUCUUUUUAAAAUAUUUAGUCUUUGACUGCAUGGUCUAAACGUCAUGACAUCAGCCAAAAAAGUGUCAGAGACUACGUGCUCUAAUUAUCAUGACAACGGUCUACAAACUACCAAUUGUUACUUAAAACCAAACAAUAAUUUUAAUUUGUUUUUAAAUUAGUAUUUUUUCCACGUUUCUUUGCAAUUUUUCUCUUCCAGAUGGAGGCAGUCUAUCUCCAGGAGAUUUUGUCUUUUUCACAGACCUAUUAAAGACCGAUGAUUUGUCCUCGUCAUUAUUUGAUUUUCCGGUUACCUGCCCAUAUUUCGAGGGUUACGAUCCUCAGUAA